Dromiciops gliroides (monito del monte) is the source of this 6454-nucleotide messenger RNA. It is a transcript of the gene TCHH, whose product is annotated as trichohyalin. The record is from RefSeq and is a predicted model, not a curated record. The coding region runs from base 69 to 5342 and encodes 1757 amino acids. The transcript is spliced from 4 exons. Gene Ontology annotation, molecular function: transition metal ion binding; calcium ion binding. Gene Ontology annotation, biological process: intermediate filament organization. NCBI's taxonomy places the organism in Eukaryota, Metazoa, Chordata, Mammalia, Microbiotheria, Microbiotheriidae.
AGCCUCGUCAACGAACACUUGACUUUUUCCUCUGGUGAAGUGGGUUUACUUAAAUUUGCAAGGAAAAGAUGCCUCAGCUACUGAAAAGCAUCAUUGAUAUCAUCCAAGUUUAUGAACAAUAUGCAAAAAGUGAUUGCGAUGGAACAGCACUGACCAAAAAAGCCCUGAAGAAUCUCCUACAGAGAGAGUUUGGAGAUAUUCUCCGGAGACCACAUGACCCCCAGACCGUGGACCUGGUCCUGCAGCUUCUAGAUCGCGAUUGUAAUGGGGCUGUUGAUUUCAACGAGUUUCUCUUACUACUGUUCAAAGUAGCUCAAGCUUGUUAUUACGCGCUUAGCCAGGCCACAGGAAACGAAGAGAAGAGGAGAGUUAAGCUAGAGGAAAAAAGGUCACAAGACAGCCUUGGAGAGGAAAAUCAGAGGAGGCGCGACGCCCGGGAGAGGCAACUCCAAGAGGAAGAAGAGCUGCAGCGAGCGGAGCAGGAACGCGAGAGGCAGCGUAGCGAAGGGCGCCAGCAGCUGGAGAGACGGCGCCAGGAGCGGGAGAGGCAGAGCGUCUCCAAGGAAGAGCAGCUGCAGCGACCAGAGCAAGAAAGGAGACUCCAGGAGCGCGAAAGGCAGCGCUUGGAGGACGAGCAGCUGCAAAGACCCGGGAGGGAAAGACAGAGAGACAGACAGAUCCGGGAAGCAGAGCAGAAAGAGAGGCAGGAGCUAGAACAAGAGCGUCGCCGCGAACAGAGACAGGAGAGCGCAGAAGAAGGCUACAGAAGACAGGAGCAGGAGAGGCAGCAAAGGGAGCGGCAGAGAGAGCGCCAGGAAGAAAGGCGGCAGGAGCGCGCCGUGCAGAACUUGGAGGAAGAGCAUCAGCAGCUGAGACGUCAAGAAGAAAGGCAGGCCCGCGAGCAGGGGGAGAGCCGCGGCCUCCGCCUGCAGUGGCAACUAGAGAGGGAAGUUGAAGGUCGGCAGAACAAACUGUACUCCAAGCCCCGCAGGCAAGUGGAUGGCCAAUUCCUGGAGGAAGAGCCCCGACGCCGACAGCAGAGAGAGGAAGAAAGACAGCGGCGUCAGGAGCAGGAGAGGCAGCUGCGCGAGGAAGAGACAUUGCAGCGUCAGGACCGGUUCGGUCAGCUGCGGGAUGAGGACCUGGACGACCGCUACCAGGAGGAGCAGGAAAGACUAAGCCGCCAAGAGGAGCAGGAAAGACGGCGACAGAUACGCGACCGGCAGCUGCGAGAGGAGGAGCGGCGCCGCGACCUCAAAAUCCAGUGGCUGCCCGAAGAAGAAGCCGAGAGACGCCGUAACCUGCUCUACUCCAAGCCCUCUGAGCAGGGACCUCGGGCGCAACGCGAGAGGCAGCUGAGAGAGGAAGCGGAGCGCGAACUUCAGCAGCGAGAGAGGAGGAGGCUCCAGGAGCAGCGGGAGCAGCUAUAUCGCGAGGAAGAGCGGCUCCAGCAGGAGGAAGAGCAGCUCCGACGGCGCCAGGAGAGAGAGGAUAAACGGCGACGUCAGGAGCGAGAGAGGCAACUGCGCGAGGAAGCGGCAUUGCAGCGUCAGGACAGGUUCGUUCAGCUGAGAGAUGCGGACAUCGAGGACCGCUACCAGGAGGAGCAGCUUCGACGGCAACAGAUACGCGACCGGCAGCUGCGAGAGGAGGAGCGGCGCCAGGACCUCAAAAUCCGCUGGCUGCCCGAAGAAGAAGUCGAGAGACGCAGAAAUCGACUCUACUCUAAGCCUUCUGAGCAGGAACGCGAGCGGGAACGUCGGGAGCAGCUGAGAACAGAACAGCUCCAGGAGGAGGAAGAGCAACUCCAACGCCUGGAACAGGAGGUAGAAAAGAGACGAGAGGAGUUAGAGAAGAGGAGGCGCCAGGAGGAGGAAGAGCAGCUGCAACGCCUGGAACAAGAGGUAGAAAAGAGACGUGAGGAGUUAGAGAAGAGGAGGCGCCAGGAGCAGAGAGAUGGACAGUACCGGGAGGGAGAGAAGCUCCAGGAAGAGGAAGAGCAGCUCCAGCGCCUGGAACAGGAGGUAGAAAAGAGACGAGAGGAGUUAGAGAAGAGGAGGCGCCAGGAGCAGAGAGAUGGACAGUACCGGGAGGGAGAGAAGCUCCAGGAAGAGGAAGAGCAACUCCAGCGCUUAGAACAAGAGGUAGAAAAGAGACGAGAGGAGUUAGAGAAGAGGAGGCGCCAGGAGCAGAGAGAGAGACAGUACCGGGAGGGAGAACAGCUCCAGGAGGAGGAAGAGCAGCUCCAGCGCCUGGAACAGGAGGUAGAAAAGAGACGAGAGGAGUUAGAGAAGAGAAGGCGCCAGGAGGAAGCAGAACAGCUCCAGCGUCUGGAGCAGGAGGUAGAAAAGAGACGUGAGGAGUUAGAGAAGAGGAGGCGCCAGGAGCAGAGAGAUGGACAGUACCAGGAGGGAGAGAAGCUGCAGGAAGAGGAAGAGCAACUCCAGCGCCUGGAACAGGAGGUAGAAAAGAGACGAGAGGAGUUAGAGAAGAGGAGGCGCCAGGAGCAGAGAGAUGGACAGUACCGGGAGGGAGAGAAGCUCCAGGAAGAGGAAGAGCAGCUCCAGCGCUUAGAACAAGAGGUAGAAAAGAGACGAGAGGAGUUAGAGAAGAGGAGGCGCCAGGAGGAAGCAGAACAGCUCCAGCGUCUGGAGCAGGAGGUAGAAAAGAGACGAGAGGAGUUAGAGAAGAGGAGGCGCCAGGAGCAGAGAGAUGGACAGUACCGGGAGGGAGAGAAGCUCCAGGAAGAGGAAGAGCAACUCCAGCGUCUGGAACAGGAGGUAGAAAAAAGGCGUGAGGCAUUGGAGAAGAGGAGGCGCCAAGAGCAGCGGGACAGAAAGUACCGGGAGGAAGAACAGCUGCAGGAGGAGGAAGAGCAGAUCCAGCGCCUGGAACGGGAGGAGAAGAGGAGGCGCCAGGAGCAGCGGGACAGAAAGUACCCGGAGGAAGAACAGCUCCAGGAGGAGGAAGAGCAGCUCCAGCGCCUGGAACAGGAGGUAGAAAAGAGACGAGAGGAGUUGGAGAAGAGGAGGCGCCAGGAGCAGCGGGACAGAAAGUACCGAGAGGAAGAACAGCUCCAAGAGGAGGAAGAGCAGCUCCAGCGCCUGGAACAGGAGGUAGAAAAGAGACGUGAGGAGUUGGAGAAGAGGAGGCGUCCGGAGCAGAGAGACAGAAAGUACCGGGAGGAAGAACAGCUCCAGGAGGAAGAAGAACAGUUCCAGCGCCUGGAAAGGGAGGAGAAGAGGAGGCGCCAGGAGCAGCGGGACAGAAAGUACCGGGAAGAACAGCUCCAAGAGGAGGAAGAGCAGCUCCAGCGCCUGGAACAGGAGGUAGAAAAGAGACGUGAAGCUUUGGAGAAGAGGAGGCGCCAGAGGCGGCGGGACAGACAGUACCGGAAAGAAGAACAGCUCCAGGAGGAGGAAGAAAAGAGACGUGAAGAACGAGCGGGGAAAAGGCUGCGGCUGCAGCAGCGAGACCGGCAAUACCGGGAGGAGGAGGAGUUCCUAAGUCAGGAGAGAGACGGACAAUAUCCCGAGAACGACGAGUUCCAAGAACAGGAGAGUGACCUUCAAUUCCGUGAGGAAGCCCAGAGCCGACGCUUGAAAUGGCAGUGGCAACCCCACAAGGAAAACGAAGCACGGAACAGAAGGCUUUACUCCAAACGUAGGGAGGAUGAACAGAGGGACUGGGAGCAAGAAGAUUCUCAAGUCCGAGACUGGCCCGCAGGUGAUGACGACAAGUAUGGUCGUGGAGAUCUGGACAGACCGUUCAGAUCCGAGAAAUCCCGGCGGGUGCAGGACAGACAGCUCUAUCGGGACGAGCAAGAAGAACAGAGAUACAGGCAAGAACGAGAGGCCGAGAAACAGCGUCGCCAAGAAAGAGGCAGGAUAUCUCAGGAAGAAGAGCAAAGGCUCCGACAAGAAAGAGAGCAAGAAAGGAGACGCCGCCAGGAGCGAGAAGGGAAAUUCUUGGAUGAAGAACCGUUGUACCGAGAGGAACAAGAAGAGUAUGAAGAAGCGAAAAGGCGUCGUCAGAGCAGAGACAGGAAGUUUCGUGAGGAGCAGGAGUUUCGCACGCAGGACCAAGAGAGAAGGGAAAGACUCCAGGCCCGAGACCGACAGCUCCAAGAGGGAGAGGAGAUCUACCUUCAGGAACGAGACAGACAAUACCGUCAGGAACGGCGCUCCCAGGAGUCCCGGGACAGGCAAUUCCGAGAGGAAGAGACCGUGCUCCGUCAGCAACGAGAGGAACAAAGACGCAGACGAGAACAAAAGGAAGAGCAGCUCUUCAGAAAGGAACGAGAGCAAGAACUGAGACAACGUCAAGAACGAGACAGAAAAUUUCGCGAGGAAGAGCAACUCCGUCGCCAGGAACGAGAACAAGAGCUGAGGCGCCGUCAAGAACGAGACGGGGCAUUCCCCAGGGAAGAGCAGCUGAGGGAGGAAGAACUAGAGCAGAAACAGAGACGCAGGCAGGAACGCGACAGCAAAUUCCGAGAGCAAGAGCAAAGCCUCCAGCAAGCGGUAGAAGAGGAGAGGAGACGCCGUCUGGAACAAGAUAGAAAGUUCCGUGAGGAAGAACAGCUUUACAGAGAGGAGCAGGAGCAAAGACGUCGCCAGGAGCCAGCCAGAAGAUUCCGCGAGGAAGAACAGCUCCGCCAGCAGGAAGAAGAGGAAGAACAGAGGCGCCGUCAAGAACGGGAGAAGUCCAGGGACCAGGAACAGUUCCUCAGUCAAGAGCGCGAGAGGAAAUUCCGCGAAGAAGAGCAGUUCCGCAGACAGGAGCUAGAGCAGGAGCAGAGGCGCCAGGAGCGAGAGAGAAAAUUCCGAGAAGAAGAAGAACUCCGGAGACAGGAGCUAGAGCAGGAGCAGAGGCGCCGUCAGGAGCGGGAGAGGAAAUUCCGAGAAGAAGAGCAGUUCGGCAGACAGGAGCUAGAGCAGGAGCAGAGGCGCCAGGAGCGAGAGAGAAAAUUCCGGGAAGAAGAACAACUCCGCAGACAGGAACUAGAGCAGGAGCAGAGGCGCCGUCAGGAGCGGGAGAGGAAAUUCCGAGAAGAAGAGCAGUUCGGCAGACAGGAGCUAGAGCAGGAGCAGAGGCGCCAGGAGCGGGAAAGGAAAUUCCGCGACGAGCAGCAGCGCAGACAGGAGCGAGAAGGUCAGCGGUACCGUCAAGAGUUCGACUCGCAAACGCGGGGCCAGCUCCGAGACAGGCAGUCCAGGGAGGAAGACAAGAGUCGCAGGCAGGCCCAGGAAUUUAGCUCACGUCAAAUUUCUAAACCAAUUGUCCGUUCUAGCCCACUGUAUGAAUAUAUUCAAGAACAAAGGUCCCAAUAUCGUCCGUAGGAAAAGCUAUCAGAGUCCUAUCACUUACCAAAGUUUAGACAACAGGAAAUGGAAAACACCGUGUACCAAGUGAUUGAUCAAGCACAAGUUCUUUUCGGUUAUGGGAAAAAAUCUUUUCUGUCUAAAUAAGUGGGGAGUUUUUCUCCACCAAAAAAAAAAACAAAAACCUUAAGCUACUUUUAUUUCUUUCUUCAGUCUUGUGGUUCUUUACUACAAACUGUCUUUAUUCAUUGAUGCAGAUGUGGUGUUCAUUAAGGAACAAUAGUUUGAUUUAAGGAACUUGAGGGGGGGCACUCGCUGGUUCAUCAAUUGUCAGAGCCAACUCAAGAAUCAAGAUCUUCAGUUCCUCCUUUGAUGACGCAAUUGGGCUUGAAGAGAUGUCAUUUUCCAAAGCAUGUGCAAGUUGAGAUUUUUCUGAAAACAAAUAUAAUUCAGCUUUACCUCAACCCAGAUUCUCUCUUGAGUGGCAGUCACCCCCACUGUAGCCCUAAGGCUUUAUUUUUGCUAUUUCACAAUUAUAUUGUCACAGCCUUUUAAUGAGGAGGCCAUUUUAGACAGUCUACUUGUGAAGGCAGCCCAAAAUUGGAAUAAAUGUUUAAAAUCUGCAAUUAACCUGAACUCUGAUAAUUUAAGAACAAAGAAGAUUUGGAUUUAGGACUGUUCCUCCAAAAUAAAGUUUUAAAAACCCAAGAGACUACAAACAAGCUCAUGAAGAAAAAUCAAAAUGUUUCUUUAAAAGCUCCACAGCUCAAAUUUUUAAAAGAAUAAAUAAAUGUAGAUGUCUAGUAUAGUCUGUAGUACUUAGUUCUUUCCCCUAGUCCUUGAUAGGGUUGUAGAUCUUUACACCUCUGUGAAUUUCAGCUGGAUAUGAAACCAACUCAGAGAAUUUUGAAGAUCUGCCUUAGUGAUUGGUACCUGGAACCUGCCAGAGUUAAUUGGGGGAGUGUGUUAGGAAAGGAGAAUGUGUACUGGAAAAUGUGUGUAUGGCUGUGCAGGUACCCAUAGGCCCUAGGACAAGACCCUUCAACCCAUAACCCUUUGAGGCUAAUUGAUACUAUCUUGGGGACAUUCUUGUUGAAAUGAUUGGACUAUGGAAAUCAAUUAAUAAAUGG